Messenger RNA from Mucor velutinosus, 972 nucleotides. RefSeq lists its product as uncharacterized. Bases 1 to 972 code for a protein of 323 amino acids. The transcript is spliced from 7 exons. The record is from RefSeq and is a predicted model, not a curated record. NCBI's taxonomy places the organism in Eukaryota, Fungi, Mucoromycota, Mucoromycetes, Mucorales, Mucoraceae. Gene Ontology annotation, molecular function: methyltransferase activity.
AUGGGGGCAAGACAUUCUCGACAAUUGAACGAACAAUAUCGAAGAGAGAGUAUUCAACGACAGCAACAACAACAACAACAGCAGCAGCAGCAGCAGACAUCGACUUUAAAUUCAUAUAAAUCUCGAUCAACCAACUCUAUAACGAUCCAUGGCCGGCAAUAUCAUCUUGAAGAAGCAAGUACAUAUACCUUACCACGAGAUGAAUUAGAGCAAGACAGGCUAAAUUCUCAACAUUUUUCAUUAAAAGCCCUUUAUGAUGGGAAUAUUUUACCAUCAGUCAAAGAAUUGCUGCCAUCAAAUGCUCAGGUGCUUGAUCUUGGCUGUGGAUCAGGAUGCUGGGUGAUGGAAAUGGCCAUCGAUUAUCCCCACUUCAAGAUCACAGGGCUUGACAUGGCGGAUAUGUUUCCCACUACGAUUCGACCCGAAAACGUUAAAUUUGAAUUACAUAAUAUUCUAAAUGGAAUCCCGUACCCUGACCAAACCUUCGAUUAUGUUCAUAUGCGAUUACUGAUUACUGGCUUGCGCACAGAAGAAUGGCCUGGAGUGAUUGCAGAAAUCCACCGGGUACUUAAGCCAGGUGGACUUGUGCAACUCGUCGAGUCGGAUUUCACUGAGGAGACCAAUGUUCAGAUUGUCGAAACAUUUAACAAAGAAUUUCAUCAAGCCAUGGUGGAUAUUGGCCAAGAUCCGUGGAUCGGUCGAAAGUUGGGAACACUAUUAACUCAAACUGGUUUUAAUGUAUUAGAAUCAAAUGAAAGAUAUUUAGACUAUAGUUUGCCACUAAAUCCAAUUGCUAGAGAAAUGCUUACAAAUUGGAAAAGUGCCAUGUUGUCAAUAAAGCCGUUACUCGCUCAUAGAUUUGGUACAAAUACCGAUAUGUACAACUCGAUUGUGGAUCGUUACAUAGAGGGCAUCACGCAAGCAGGAUGGAAAAUCAAAAUAUGGGCACUUUGUGGACAAAAGAAGAUUUAA